This is a messenger RNA of Gamsiella multidivaricata, 2327 nucleotides long. RefSeq names its product SGNH hydrolase-type esterase domain-containing protein. Gene Ontology annotation, molecular function: hydrolase activity, acting on ester bonds. The coding region runs from base 339 to 2219 and encodes 626 amino acids. The record is from RefSeq and is a predicted model, not a curated record. Lineage: Eukaryota; Fungi; Mortierellomycota; Mortierellomycetes; Mortierellales; Mortierellaceae. The transcript is spliced from 4 exons.
UCUUCUUCUUCGUCUUCUUCUUCGUCUUCUUCUUCGUCUUCUUCUUCGUCUUCUUCUUCUUCUUCUGAGGGCUCCUUUAUAUCAUUGGACUUGGAUGGGCAUGUCGACAGAUGGACAGAUGGACAGACAGACAGACAGAUUGAUAGACAGAUAGGAUGGAUGUCCCCCACAGAGUCGACGGCCGCAAAGCUUGACGCGAAUAAAGAAGCGGGAGCGAGAGAAGGGGGGAGUCAGGCCAAUGAGAGCGGCCUGGUCAGGGUGGUGCAGGUUGGGAUAUAAAAAGAGUCCUCUGGUCAGAUGUGCGAUGAAACCUGCUGCAGUAGGCCAGUGCGCCCUGUAUGCAAAGACCAAAGGGAGGGAGCAUCCGUUAUCUUUUUUCCGUUCACUCGUUCACUCACUCAUCCAUCCAUCUAUCCAUCCACCCACUCCUCUCCGCUCCUUGCUUCCUCUUUCUCUUAUUUUCUCUCUUUCCCUCGCUUUCUCUUCACUCCCUGACCCCGCUUGGACUCGCCGGACGGACGCACAACAUGGACAGGGCGGAGGAUACGGCCGGACAGGAAGCAGACCCAGCAACCGCCUGUCGGUCCGGGACCCAAGGGUUGUUCUACAUCAAAGACUCUGAUCUGGCGGCCGAGAGCACCAGCCACAGCAGCACCGAUGACGAUGACGACGGCAACGGCGAUGAUGGUGAUGGUGAUGAUUACGCAGACGGUCGCGACAGCCCGCACCCGCCCGGCAACCUCAUCCAGAAACACCACCUCCAUCACCGCCGCUUCUCCCAUCCGUCCGACAACCAUAGCAACAGCAGCCGCAGCAGCAGCAGCAGGAACAUCCACAGCAUCUACGAUCGGAACACGGACAGGGAACCGAUCUCUUCAAAUCGCUCAUACACUGACAGUGACGUUGGCGGAAGGAUGAUUCGAGGACGUGGCCGACGGAAUUCAUUGGAGGAAGGAUAUCCGUGGUCGCCAUGGUCAGGAUGGCGAUUGAUCCUGAGGCUGUUGUAUGCGGUUGUCGUACCCGCGGUGAUCAUUUUUUUGCUCGGCCGAUUUGAACGGUCUCUCCAACAGCAACAACACUAUCUUUUGCAUCAGCAGCAACAGUAUGAGCAUUUCCAACAAGUGCGGUGUGGCCAAGGCGAGAUGGACUCUUGUGCACCGUUGUCGAGUCGAGGACAGGACCAGCCGUUGUUGGUGCAACAUGGUGAGGGAGAUGAGAGCAGCAGUCCGUGGAGACAAACCUUGUUGGGCACGCUCGAGAGAUGGCGCUCGCAUCUGCAUCCGAGAGGCCAUCAUCAAGAUCAGGAACAGGAUCGACAACGACAACAGCAGCAGCACCAUCACGACAUCAGGCCAAAGGGAACGACAAUGGUUCAGCAGACGUUCUUUGACAACUUUGUUCUAUUUGGGGACUCGAUCACCCAGUAUUCGUUUGAUGUGAACGAACGGGGAUUCGGCGCCCAGCUCGCCCACCUCUUCCAGCGGCGCCUCGAUAUCAUCAACCGCGGAUUCUCAGGAUACACAUCCGAGCAGGCGAUCCACAUCCUCCCACAACUCCUCCCUCGCGUGAACUCUUCCCUUUCCUCCUCUGCCGAUUCCCUAUCUCCUCCAAAGAUCCAGUUCCUGGCCAUAUUCUUCGGCGCCAACGACGCCUGCCUCUCCCCAUCCCCUCAACACGUCCCCUUGCCGCGGUACAUCCAAAACCUCCACUCUCUCAUCUCCAUGGUCCACUCCCCUACUUCACCCACCUACUCUCCCGAAACUCGAAUUAUCCUCUUCUGCUCACCACCGGUCGACGAGGCUCGCUGGGCGAUCCGACGAAAAGAGCGUGGUAUGUUUAUGGAUCGGGAUAAGGAGGUUACGCGGACCUAUGCAGAGGCUUGUCUCAAGAUCGGACAGGAGUAUCGGGAUAAGGGCCGGGGAGAGGACGGGAAGAAGCAGGAGCUUCAUCGGGUCGAUGUGAUCGAUACAUGGGGGUUGAUGAUGCAGAAGGUCGAGGCUGGGGAGAGGACUUUGGAGGAUUAUCUUAAAGACGGACUUCAUCUUGCUUCUGAGGGGAACAACCUGGUUUUCGAAGAGAUCAUGAAGAUCGUUCGAACCAGGUACCCAGAAUACGACCCUGAGACCAUGCCGAUGCAUGCUCCCUGGUGGGGUCAUCUAGACCAUUCUCAUCCCGAGACCGAUCUCUUGAUCUGCGCCAACAAACCGGCAAAGUCAUGAAAAUCAACAUCGAUUCAUUCGCGAUGAAAAGAAAAAAAAAAGAAAAGCAAUAUCAAUGGAAUCUUGAACAGGAUAUGCAAACAAUAAAGCGCAAGCGGAGGAAAAACU